GGCAUCAACAACAUCAUCCUAUUUACUCGCGCAGCCCAUAUAACGCACCAGAAAGUGACCCCAAAGUGGCGGUAUGUGAUAUCACAUAGAAUAUGAUGUGGAGUGAAUGACUCAAAGCCAUGGCUAACAUAGCAGUGAUUGGGGCUGGAGUUGUCGGACUGUCCACCGCUGUUAACAUCAUAGAGAGCGUCCCAGACGCUAGGGUCACUAUCUAUGCUGACCGAUGGUCACCGGACACCACCAGUGAUGGAGCAGCUGGGUGCUUUGUGCCCAAAUUUGAGGGUCCUAUGUACCCCAUGGGCAUAGAUUUAGAACGUUUUAAAAUAUGGGCCAGGGAUUCAUUUAGGCACUACGACACCUUGGCUCAUUCAGCGGACUCGUCAGAAGCUGGCGUCUUUGUCUUGUCCGGAUAUGAACUUUACAGCAAACUUGAGAACGUAUCACCCUACAAUGGCACAGAACUGAUGUAUAACUACAGAGAACUCACCAAAGAAGAGAUGAAAAGGUUCCCUCCCAAGUACAAAGUUGGAUAUUUUGUCACCACGCUUAUAGCGGAGUGUCAACGCUACCUUCCGUGGCUUCUGAAACGUUUUAAGAGCAAAGGUGGUCACGUGGUACAACAUAGGGUAAAAACGUUGCAACAGUUCUGUGGUCAGUACAACCUGGUGGUCAACUGCACUGGUAUUGGGGCCAGAGAGCUGCUGGGGGACACCGUCCUGAAACCAAUGAGAGGACAGGUCAUGCGCGUGAAGGCCCCGUGGAUUAGGCAUUUCACCUAUACUGACAGCAAUUGUUAUAUUUACCCUGGACGAGAUGCUGUUGUCUUGGGAGGAGUGAGACAAUAUGAUGAAAACAGCUUGGAGGUCAAUGAGAAAGACAAAGCUUCGAUAUUGAAAAACUGCCUGGAGAUGGUCCCCUCCUUAAAGGACGCAGAGUUCAAGUAUGACUGGGUUGGUCUUAGGCCGUCGAGGAAACCAGUUCGUGUAGAAUUUGAGGAAAUGAAAUUCGGAGACGAUAUCUUAAAAGUCGUCCAUAACUACGGGCACGGCGCCAUUGGGAUUAGUCUUAGUUGGGGUACUGCUGUGGAGGCGACACACCUGGUGAUGAAGGCAUUAGGGAAAUUUUCUACAAGCAAGCUGUAACAUUUCACUUCGUGCAUUAGAAAACCAAGCAAACUUAGCAGUCUAAUCACUAUUUUCUGGAUUAUACUUGUAGACCUGUACCGUGGUGAAAGUCCUCAAACCAAUUCCCUGCAAUUAAACUACAUGUAUAGCGGCGUUCCGCACGCCUUAGGGCGACACCUAUGGAUUUUCCAAAGAACUUCUGCAGGAUAAAUUCAAGAUCUUACUGAAUAAGCAAACUUAAUUCUCGGACUUGGUUGAAUGCACAUGCAUUAAUACAUAGACUAGCUGACCUUAUUUGUAAGAAGGGAGUAUUUGAAAACAAAGACUAUUAGCAUUAUUUGAAAAAACUCGCCUAUACACUUUGUAAACUGUAAUAAACAGUAGGCCGUAUCCACGAUCGUUUUCAUUAUAACUGAGUGAUGUCGUCGCAACUACCGUGUACUAUUGGGUACAUCUACAUAUUGAGAAGUGACUGCGUACAAUACAUAGACAUCUAUCAGCAUUAUGUUUUUAAUUUUGUUAGCAGCAGGACAUACAUUGGCUUAUAAAAGACAUCUUUGUGGAUAAUCUUGCCUGUGCUUAUCGAUGGUAACAAGAGAAUGAAAAUAAA
Molecule: messenger RNA, 1734 nt
Organism: Lingula anatina
Lineage: Eukaryota; Metazoa; Brachiopoda; Lingulata; Lingulida; Lingulidae
Product: D-aspartate oxidase-like
Biological process (GO): D-amino acid catabolic process
Cellular component (GO): cytoplasm
Molecular function (GO): FAD binding; D-amino-acid oxidase activity
Source: RefSeq, a predicted model, not a curated record